Messenger RNA from Pygocentrus nattereri (red-bellied piranha), 7790 nucleotides. RefSeq names its product oxysterol binding protein-like 3a (gene osbpl3a). Gene Ontology annotation, molecular function: cholesterol binding. The transcript is spliced from 22 exons. Gene Ontology annotation, cellular component: perinuclear endoplasmic reticulum; cytosol; plasma membrane. The record is from RefSeq and is a predicted model, not a curated record. NCBI's taxonomy places the organism in Eukaryota, Metazoa, Chordata, Actinopteri, Characiformes, Serrasalmidae. The coding region runs from base 283 to 2736 and encodes 817 amino acids.
CCGGUAACAGUAGCUUCUAAACUUUAGCUCUGAGGGCGCUGCUCGUUCGCGUUGUUAUGUGAACGCAGUUCAGAUUAAGUGUAACGUCUUAAACAAGCUGCAGUUUCAUUUCGGAGUGCCCAGCUUUCGGCAGUUGGCCUAAAGGGCGACGGUGGGAACGUGAAAGUCACCGAAGGAGAGGUAAAGCUACAAGUGGCAGGAGUCUGACUGGGCAGCAGGUGCAGCAGUCAUGGCAGUGUAGAGUCUUUCUCAUUGUGGCCUCAACGCUGACUAGUUUGCAAUAUGAGCUCAGAGCAGCAAAGCGCAUCAUCAGUGUUGGAGAUGACAUCAACAUCUUCACUCCUGCCUACAUCUUCAAGUGCGACAUCACUGCCACUUAGUGAAGAAAGCAAUCCGUCAGCUCAAGUUGACAAACAGCAGGAUGGCUGGGAGGUGGUUAAAGACUUGCAGGAAGCCCCAAACGACAUGCAGAAACCAGGCAAGCAAGAGGGCUUUCUGCUCAAGAAGAAGAAAUGGCCAAUGAAAGGCUGGCACAAGAGGUACUUUCUUCUGGAGAAGGGCAUUCUAAUGUAUGCCAAAACAUUAGCAGAUCUGAAGAAAGGAAAGCUACGUGGCCGCAUUGAUAUUGGCCUUUCUGUUAUGUCCAUCAAGAAGAAGGCCAUGUGCAUCGAUCUGGAUACAGAAGACAGCAUCUACCACUUAAAGGUGAAAUCACAGGACCUGUUUGAUGAAUGGGUGCGGCAGCUGCGGAAUCAUCGAGUGUUUCGUCAGAACGAGAUUGUAAUGGACCCUCAAGAGCGCCAGCAGCACUCAGACUCUGCCUCCAUCCGCAGGCGAGCUACUCUUUCGAAACAGCCAUCUCUCUUGCUGAAGAACAGUUGGCUACAGAGCUCUGAAGAUAUGAGGAAAUGCUGUAGAGAUCUAUCAGAGUGUGAGUUGUCUCUGCUGGAGCUGAAUCUGCUGUUGAAGAAUAUGGAGGUCUUACAUCGUACUUUCUCUGCCCCUGACAUAAACACGCUGCAGAGCGACUGUUCUAAGAAGGACAAGAAAGGACCCAAGAGAUGGAAGUCAAAAAAUCAUAGGAAACAUGGCAAAAGCACACUGCAGGCUUCUGGCUCUAAAUCAUCUCGCCUGCAUGUUUCAAACCCAAAUCUGACCUAUUCGGAGCCAAAUAGCACAGAUCCCCACCUAGAAACUCCAGACUCGCCCAUUGAUGCCUCACAGCUACAAGAAAAGUUCUGCAGACUGGCCAACACCAUCCAUGCCACCCUGAAGUCUGCCUACACUUCUCUGUGUGGGGAGAGGGACAGAGUCAGAAACACUCUAGAAUUAAAGAGCAUUCAUGAAGCGGAUGUGAUGGACGGGCAUAGCCCCCUACUGCAGCAGGUGUCCAACGAGAGUCGAGGGUCAAUCCCAGAGUCGCUGUCUGAGUUUUUUGAUGCAAAAGAGUACCUGCUGUCUGCAAGCUCCUCUGAGAAUGAGGCCUCAGAUAACGACUCCUGCUUAAGUGAUGUCAGUGAUAAUGUCUCUGUGGACUUCUGCACCAGUGAGGCAGGGACCGAGAAGGAUGACGAAGGCAGCAGCAAUGUUACAAUGGUGUCUCGGCGCUCUCAGCUGCCCAGUGUAUGUGUGAGUGAGGGUGUGAAUCUGUGGAGCAUUCUCUACUCAAACAUCGGUAAAGACCUCUCUAAGGUGUCCAUGCCCAUCCAGCUGAACGAGCCCGUCAACACAUUACAGAGACUGUGUGAGGAGAUGGAGUACUGCCACCUGCUGGACACUGCUGCACACACACACGAUCCGCAUAUGCGCAUGGUGUAUGUUGCAGCAUUUGCAGUGUCAGCCUAUGCGUGCACUUUCACCAGAGCAAAAAUGAAACCUUUUAAUCCUGUACUGGGGGAGACCUAUGAGUGUGAGCGUUUGGAUAAAGGCUUCCGCUUCAUCUCUGAACAGGUCAGCCACCACCCUCCUGUGUCUACAUGCCACUGCGAAUCCAAAAACUUCACUCUGUGGCAGGAUGUCCGAUGGAAAAACAAGUUUUGGGGCAAGUCUAUGGAAAUCUUACCCAUGGGAACCAUCCACGUAGAGCUGCCACGGUUUGGAGAUCAUUAUGAGCUGAACAGGGUUACGUCCUGCAUCCACAACAUCUUAAGUGGUCAGCGUUGGAUAGAACAUUACGGCGAGAUGACCAUCAAAAACACAGCUUCUGUAGAAAGCACUGGCGUUUGCAAAGUCACCUUCUUUAAGUCGAGUUCUAGAGGUCCAAACACUAACAAGGUGGAGGCAGUGGUUACAGAUGCUGAGGGCUGUGUGGUUCAUUCGAUCUUUGGCAAAUGGAAUGAGGCUUUGUACCUUGGAGACCCUCCCUCAGCCAUCUGCAUCUGGAGAGCAAACCCCAUGCCAGAAGACUACGAGCAAUACUAUGGAUUCACUCAUUUUGCAGUUGAGUUGAAUGAGUUGGAUGAGAGCAUCAGACCUUUCUUACCUCAAACAGAUACACGCUUCAGACCAGACCAGAGGUUACUGGAGGAGGGGAACAUCGCAGGAGCGGAAGAACAGAAAGAGAGGAUUGAGGCGCUCCAGAGAGAGAGGAGGAAAAUUCUACAGGAGAACAGCAUGACACACACGCCUCGAUUCUUCAAGCAAGCAGAAGAUGACUCGUGGGUUAGCAAUGGCACUUACUGGGAGUUAAGGAAAGAUCCUGGCUUCAGCAAACUGGAUUUUCCCUUGUUGUGGUGACCAAACAGGACUUCCCCCUGCGCUGCAUUGUUCACCUCUGCUGAAACCAAAUAUGGGAUUGUUUCCUCUAAGUGAGCUGGUACUUAAACACUGACUUUCAAAGGCUUUUCACUUAUUCUGCAGGCCAGUAUGGAAGCAAACAGUGACUUUUUCAUAUUUGACAUAGAUUUCACAAUUAAGUCAAUUUUCUUUCAGUAACAUAUGUUAUUUGACCUCUAAUUUAGCCCAAGAAUUGCUUUUGAAACAUUCCUUUGGUUUGCAGAGACGUCUUAUUUUACUAUAAGCUUUCAAAUCAGUUAGCUGUUGAUAACAGUUUCCUGCACUGACAGUGAUUUAAAGCAAACUUUACAAAGCUAAGGCAAAACUAAAGCAAAACAAAAUCUGGUAAAAAAGCUGCUAUCCUGGAUAAAAUAAAUCAACCAAUCAGACCGUGAGGUCAGAACUAACUGUCAUGUGAACUUUUGCAUUGCAUUUAACUCGACUCAGCAGUCCGAGCUCAGUUUCUACCUCUGCGUGUUUGAUCUACAGUGGGGCAAAAACAUGAGCACCUAUAUGAAAGUGAGUAUUGUUGGCAGCAAGCUAGCCAGCUAACAUUAGUGAAAUGUAUGAUAACUUAAUGUCCUGCUGUAUUCACCUUCUCAAAAGCUUUAUGGUCAUUUAAUAGAUUUCAUUUGUAUUUGUUGUAUUUCUGUAAUAGAUUUCAUUAGUAAGUUGAAUGAUCUAAAGCAAAUAUUACCAUAAACUCAAUUAGAAGCAGAGACGUAGUGCUUCAUUACUGUCGACAGAGCAGUCAUGUUAAUAUGAAGUGUAACACUUGUGAGUGGUGCAGAGUGGGAGUGGAGCAGGGAGUGGAGCGUGAUUUUGCCCAGAGUGUGGAGGGGCCUUUUAGAAAAUUAGAGUGCUGGUGUUCUCUCUCACUCUGAAAUCGCUUCAGUACCACUCUAUCCUAGAAGCCAGUGCCAGUUUUUCCACACUUAGUACCUCUGCAUGACAUGAGUGAUUGCUUCAGCUCGCACACGAUGGCCAUUCAUGCACAACGUUGGCGCUGACGUUAAAGCACAUGCAUGUUAUACAGUUUUCUGCCUUAUGAUUGGCUGUCAUUUCAAGCCUAUACCUGACAAAAAAACCUAUGUACUGCAAAAAUAUAUUUUUUUUACCUUCUUCAAGGCAUCAAGAAUCAUUUGGAGCGAAGUUGGAGCAGUGUGUUUACAAAACACUUUAAGAAAAGAGUGGAAAUGCUGGUCUGCUGGUCCACUCCACACAUAUACUCUGGUUGGAAAUUCUGACUUAUUAUAUAUACAAUAUUUGCAAGCUCUAAAUUUCACACACCAGAUUGAGUUCAUCAAGCCUGCAGGAGAAUCUGAAUGUGAGAAUCAGCUUCAUUUGAUUACAGUUGAUUAAACUCUGCAGUAGAAUCACUAAAAGAAAAACUAAUGAAGAAUCAUUUGUGUACUAUUCCUGCAAACUAUUUUUGAUCUAUGUUAAAGGUGUAGAAGGUGUUUUAUUUCAUUUUAUGUAUUAAGUUUUUGUUCAUUUCUUGAAAUACUCUUUCCAUCCUGAUAGCAAUCAAUAAGUCAAAUGAUCUGAUAGUAAAAAAUAUUAUCUGUGGAGGCCACAGGACUGUAAAAAAUUUAUUUAGACUCAGUGAAAUGAUUGGAUGGCCUACCUGCCUGUCUACCUAUCUACCUCAUGACCUGCCCACAUGCACAUGAGCGGAGUCUGUCAUACAGUCUAAACACACACACAUACAUACACACCUAAAAAGGAAGCAAGCUAGAUUCAUAUACACAGACAGAUACACAGGGACCUAAAAAAGCUUGCACUGUAAUGAAAGAAAGAAGAGAAAGACAGAAGUAGAAAGUCUUCGAACAAAAAUAGAUUGGAUAAAGCUAGAGGUCAAACCAGAGUGAACAUCGGAGUGGCUUUCCAACAGCGCAGAACCUGGGGGAGUUGAAAGGGCUGGAAAGUGAUGCCAAGGUUUACAGGUUUAUCUGGUUUGUGUAACGCCGGGGAGCGAAGAGGCAGACGCACGUGCUGAGAUAAGCGACUUUUAUUGAGGGUCGUGGUCAUGACAGUCCAGGUUCAUAUAACCAACAUGGAGAGAUCAACAGGUAGACAUAAACCCAAACACUUCCAACAGGACAUACAAACAAUUCAAACAUAUUAAACAAAGACCAACACAGACCAGGGCAAACACAGGGCUUAUAAAACAGGGAUAACAAGGGACAGGCGGAAAACAGGUGGAAACAAUCAGGGGAGGAGUCACGAAACAAGGGGGCAGGACUGUGAAAAACAAAACAAAAAAACGCAAGUGGACUAGACCAAAGCAACACGAACACAUGGAGGGCUCAAUCGUGACAGUUUGUUCUAUUUAUGGGGGAAUUUGUUCUUUUUCUGAAUUUUGUAGCUAGCACAGCCAGCUACUUACAUUAUGUAUUAGUCCAGUGGUAAUGUUAGGUAAGCUGAAGGUGUAAACUACCUAGCUAUGUUUAUCUUGUAUGUAAUGUGUGUGUGUAUAUGUUUGACAAUGUCUGCUCUGUAGUGCACAUUCACAUGUUUUGGGGAAGUUGGCCUACAAAAGGGGGCAGGACUUUUUUCAAAAACUAACAUACACUUCUCCUCCAGCCUUAAUUAACAUAUUACUAUCCUUUACCUCUUUUUUGUUUACUCCUCCAAAGUUAAUGUUGCUUCUAAACCUUUGGCCUAUAAUGUAUGCUGAAAAAUUUUUGCACGGACUGUCACGGAUUGUCUUUGCACGGACACUUAAAGAACAUUCCUCAGCACAGUAUACGCUGCCAUCAAGAAGCCUUUUUGCUCAUAUAUUUGCAAACUAGAGCUGUUCUCUGCACACAGGCCCGCAGGCAGGUUUAUAGUUGUUUUAUUUAUAUGAAAAGGGAGAACAAGUGCCAUUAGCAGUGUGGUCUCAACAUGAAACACCAACAGCAUCCAGAGACAGAACAGAUAAACAAAAAAGGUAAACAUGCUUUGGUAUUUACAGUAGAACAGAAAUGAUGGAUUUGUGCUUUCUGUGUAGUAUCUUUCAUUUGGGAAAAAUCACAUUGUUUAUUCUACAGAUGCCUUUACGUCAGUUCUUGGUAAAGGGACUAAUAUUGAUCGAUUGAUUAUUAUUAGAAUGAUUUCUGAAAAACAGAUAAUGAAACAAACACAAAUAAUAGACUUAUACCAUGUAAAUACACAAAAAAUACAGUUUUGAAAAGUGCAACAUUAAAUCUGCUUUUGUCUGAUUUUGCAAUACGAUAACAUAGGGAUAGGCAAUAUGGCAAAAAUAUAAUCUCGCAGUGCAUGUCGCAACAUUUUUUUCUGAGAUUUGGAACAAGGAAAAUAGAUCUACAUUGUAAAGGGGCUAUGAACACAAUGUUUUAAAUACCGCACUAUAAUCUGAUUAAACAGGACUAAUUAAAGCCCCUGUCAACAUGGUUUUGUUGGUUAUGUUUUAAUUGUUGUUUUAAUAGUAAAGAUAUGCUGCAGUGUUUACCAGCAUUAUGUUCAAGAAAUUUGAACGUUUUUUGAGCUGCUGCCUUCCUAAAAUAAGCUAUCCAGCUCUCAUAAAUACAGUAUGAUCCUGCAACAGGUGGCUAACGCAAGUUGGAAGUAGCAUCUAGAUACGCUACAAACAACGGUGUAAAAAACCUUCAGAACUGUUUAAUGCAGAAAAGCUUAAAUAACCUGCUUGCUUGGUGUUUUGUCUGGGAUUCAGAGCAGCAGGAGUGGAACACGAGAUGCUGAUGUUUGCUUAUUGCACACUCUUGACUGGCAAAUCUGGCAGUCACCUGCACCAAACGUAGUCCCACCCAACUCAAAUCAAACAUAAGAAAAUAGCAGAAAAUGUAAUUGCAAAAAUCUCUCAUCAGAAAAGACUCCUUUCUCUGCCAGCUCACUGUAAAAACAUCAGAUAAACUAUAGAUAAUAGUGAGAAGAAAUUUGUGAAAAUGACAGGGGCUUUAAGCUCUCAUUGUACCCAUAUGGAAAAAUAUAUAUAUUUCAAAUGUAUUUAUUAAAUAUAUUUUUGCAAUGUAUAAAAAUACCCAAAAAUAUAUUUUAAAAAUUCAUUUUAAAUGUAUUUUAUAAUUGUGUUAAUCAGAUAUAUAUUGCAAUGUAUGAAAAUGGCCCAAAUUGAAGUAAUGGAAUUUAUUUUUUUAAAUAAGCUUAUUUAUAUUUGUUGUAUGUAGUUUUAACAAAGGUUACCAGAUAUCGCUAAAUACACAUUGACUCAACGAACGGUACUAACUUCUGUGUUCUGCAUUGUACUCUGCAUUAACCAUGUACAUAUGCAGUAAGACACUCAGACAGAAUGUAUUCCAAAUAAACAAGAUAUCAAAUCAUAACUGCAUGUUCAGUGUAUCAGUACCUACAACUUUGCCUUCGCAAGGUUCAUUAAAGGUUAAAGGUUCAUUGGCAAGAAAUUAAAAUUAACAUACUGGAAUACAAAUUUGUUUCAAAAGGUAUUCUGAUCAGUAAAGUGCAUUAGAGAAGUAUUUUGGCUAUUUCCAUACAUUUUCAAAUGUAUUUGCCAAAUACAUUUGCAUACAUUUGUGGCUGUAUGGUACAUUUCUGUGUGUAAUACUUGAUGUUUUGAAACACGCCUGACUACGGUAACAUAAAAGGGUCUUGUCAGUCUCGUCAGUGGCAUCAGGGUUGUUGUGUUCCAAAUCUGAUUGGAGAGAAAUACCAGCUAACUCCAAAUACAGAUCUGUUCUCUGCAAAAAGCUGUAAAACACUAGUCAGCAUUUUUCCUUGCUCUCUUCUGUUUUAGAAAGAAAUUCAUUUUUUGCUUCAAAACUACCAUCAGCAUAUUUGAACUAUUUGCACAUGUAAUGCAAACAUGUUAUUUGCCGUCUCAUCAAAACAUCUGUUUGAGUCUGAAUGUUUAGACGUCUGAAAUAACUUCGCCUCCAACAUAUACCUAUGGUGCCAAAGAGUUAUGACAGUUUUUCUUAUUUUCAAGAAUGAUCUGUGUGGCAUGAAUCACAAUGAAAUGAAAUUGUAAUGAAAACCGUUACAGAGUUUGGUAUUAAACGUACUGUACCAGUUCA